GGUCUGCAUCGUACUGUAAACUUUGAUUACCGUACUGUAAACUUUGAAAGACUUGGGCAGUGUGCGAAAUUUGAAUGGUAGUAUAAACUUGAUUAACUACUUUAUAAUCACUUUAGAUUGAAAUUCAUUACAAAAUAUAUUUGAUUUCUUCUAUUUUUUUAUGAUUAUAUUGAUGUUAUAAGAUUAAUUCCUUCGCGUUGUUAAAAGUGAAAGUAGUGAAACUAUCUCCGCCAUUAUGAAUCCCUGUGAACGAAGUAGAUAUCCCGAUUAUUCUUCAAAUAAUAACAGUCGGCAAAACUAUAAAACUUCCAGGGGUGCCAGUCAUCGUCGAGAUAACAGAACUGAAACAUGCGAUUACCGUAACCAAAAUAGGCAACCACGAAGACAUCAUCCAUAUAGACCUGAUCUGGAUGUUGUUGCUCUUUCAAAGUAUCUCUCUUUCAUUUUGCGUCACCCAAAGAAAGAUUCGAGACUGCAAAUGGAUGAAGAAGGAUAUAUAUACGUUAAAGAUAUUUUAAAAACGUGGAAAUUCCGUAAUCUGGGAUUGCAAGAUGUUUUACAUAUCGUAGAAACUAAUGACAAGCAGCGAUUUGCUGUUAAACAAGAUGUUUAUGAACGUUUCAUGAUACGAGCUACUCAGGGACAUUCAGUAGAAGUAAAUCUUCGUUUGGAACCAAUUUUAGAUCCGGAACACUUUCCUAAAGUGGUUCAUGGAACCACGUACGAAGCUUGGCAGUUCAUUCGGUGCGAAGGCUUAAAGAAAAUGAACCGCGCAUACAUACAUUUUGCUAUAGGUAUGCCAGAGGAUUCUGGUGUCAUCAGCGGUAUGCGCAGUUCGAGCGAAAUAUGCAUUUUUAUCAACUUGGCAAAAGCUCUGUAUUUUGGAAUUAAAUUUUUCCUUUCGGAAAAUAUGGUGAUAUUAAGCCAAGGAGACCAGGAUGGUAGAAUUCACCCUACGUUCUUCCUUUAUGCUGUGGAUAGAAAGACACGUAAAUAUGUACACUGAAAAAAAUUAUAUUUUGAGGCAUUUCAACAUUUACGAUGGAAUAGAUAGGUUUGCUUUGCUAAUAUAUAUAAAAGGAAAUAAGAGGCAAUCUUAACAUUUUCUUUUCGAAAUAUUUUCCUUGUCCGCUUAUAUGAUACAAAAUAAAAUCAAAGUUGUAAAUCGAAA
Molecule: messenger RNA, 1171 nt
Organism: Octopus bimaculoides (California two-spot octopus)
Lineage: Eukaryota; Metazoa; Mollusca; Cephalopoda; Octopoda; Octopodidae
Product: tRNA 2'-phosphotransferase 1 pseudogene
Source: RefSeq, a predicted model, not a curated record